UCACAUUUUCGAUCACAGCACUCUCCUCAGUCCACAUGGCGGCAUCUUCGUAAACCAGCAAGAUUGUUCUCGUCAUUCAGAUUCGCAUGUGACAGCACCCAUCUUUGUUUUCCUGAACAACGAUCUUCAUUGGACGAUGCUGACGGAGUGGCAGAUGCUUCUGUUGGCAUGUGCCAUCAUUUUGUUGUCAUGGCUGAAAUCACAGCAGCUUACACGGAAACCUAACCUACCACCUGGUACCCGGCUUCCGUCCAUGCCACCAUUGUCUUCAUUUAUUGGCCAUCUGGAGCUUCUUGAUCCGGUUUUGUACAAGAAAGCCGUGAAGAUGGCAAAGGAGUAUGGUCCUGUCUUCAGGCUUCAACUGUUCUCGCGCGAGGUGGUGAUUGUCAAUGACUUUGAUUCUCUGAAAGCCUUUGGGGCUGCAAAGGAGCUACUUUACCGUCCACCCGAGAUGAACAGAGGCCGAGAAUGCUACAACGGUAUACUGACUCUGAACGGUGAUAUGUGGACAGCAAACAGGCGCCUAUGCUUGACAGUAUUAAGAGAUCUUGGAUUUGCAAACGACAAGAUGGAGCAGAAUAUAAUGAAGGAGCUCCAAAUUCUAAAGGAAAAGAUUGAGAACAGAAAGGGUGAACCAGUGCCAGUUUCUCCGUACAUUACUGAAUGUCUCACUUGCAACAUCGCAAGCUUCUUCUAUGGCAGCUCUAUUCCAAAGAACUCGGCCAUACGCUCUGACUUCAACGGCGUACUGAGGAAAUUCCUCGAGGUCUUUGGAGUUCUCGACAUCCUGGACUUUGUGCCGCGACUCUUGCAACAAGCACUUGGAUAUUUUUCGUUCACUAGUAUCUACAAAGGACAAGUACUUAUGAAGGAGUUGGACGAGUUUAUUAUAAAAGAAAUUAUAGAGAAAUCCCACGAGGACCCAGAUGAUUUGGGAGAGAACUUCCUGCGACUUUUCAGAGAGAAAAUUCGAGCGUCGUACCACAGUUUGGAUCCAGUGCUGGAGUACACAUCUCUGGUGGGCAACGUGAAGUCCUUGAUUGGAGCAGGAGUGGUGACGGCAAGCUCUUCGCUGCCUGUUCCACCUAGCGAAUUUCGCAGCCCAUGCAGAUACUCUACAGGAUCGGGUGCAGCGAGAGAUAGACGAUGUAAUUGGUCCUGAUAGGGAGCCGACGUGGAGUGACCGAAUGCGCAUGCCCUUCACACUCGCCUGCAUCUAUGAGGCUGAGCGCUGCGGUGAAUCUGUGCCUCUCGGCUUACCUAGAGUGUGCAACGAAGACACAGUGGUAGACAAAUACUUCAUACCGAAGGGAACACUAGUUCUCAUGAACUUGUGGGGCAUAAACAACGAUCCGCGCUAUUGGAAAGACCCACAACGCUUCAAUCCGUUGCGAUACCUGAGUGCAGAUGGGUCCUUCUCGCAUCAAACAACAAAGCGUCAU
Molecule: messenger RNA, 1442 nt
Organism: Rhipicephalus microplus (southern cattle tick)
Lineage: Eukaryota; Metazoa; Arthropoda; Arachnida; Ixodida; Ixodidae
Product: cytochrome P450 2C41
Biological process (GO): xenobiotic metabolic process
Cellular component (GO): intracellular membrane-bounded organelle; cytoplasm
Molecular function (GO): iron ion binding; heme binding; oxidoreductase activity, acting on paired donors, with incorporation or reduction of molecular oxygen, reduced flavin or flavoprotein as one donor, and incorporation of one atom of oxygen
Source: RefSeq, a predicted model, not a curated record